GCUGCUGCCUUGGGGGACCCGCCCCGAGAGGCUGUUUUCCUGCCCCCUCGACCAUGUUCACAUUCGGUUUCCUUUUCCUGCAAGGCUGUUGAGUGUCUUGGAGGUACCGCGUGGCUCCUGCGCAUUUUCCAACCCCUGGUUUCUCUCUCUUUCUCUCUCAUCCUCUUGUGGCCCUUCCCUGGACCACUCUGAAGAAAGAUGCUGACUAUCGGGGACUUGCCUGAACACGUCCUGCUGGAGGUGCUGGCCAGGGUACCAGCGAGGAACCUGCUUUGCAACUGCCGGCUGGUUUGCUCCCAGUGGCGACGCCUGGUGGACGACCCCGAGCUGUGGAAGAUCAAGUUCCAGCGAAAGAGCGGACUCGAGACCCAAGAGUCGAAGGCCUUCUUCAUUUACUCCCACAGGGAGAAGAACUUAAUCAAGAAUCCUUGCGGCAAAGAGGGCCUGGACUCCUGGGCGAUGAGAGUCCCUUCCGAGGGCCAGUGGAAAACCGAGGAGCUGUCCGAGGAGGAUUUGGCAGCCCUCCCCACGGAAAGUUUCCUCCAGAGGAAUUUCUACGCAAAAAAGAAAGACUCCUCCCCACAGUGGGUCAACAGAUGCUUUGCUGCGUGUGACGGGCUCUGCGGCAAGGCUCAGCUGAUCAUUCUGAAGGACGUUGGGUACUGGGACGAGCUGAUAGAUGAAGCCAGACCUAACAUCGCCGUGAAUGAAUGCUAUUAUUGUCCCCCUGGCAGCCGCUAUGAACUUAGCGUGAAGCUGUUGGCCGCAGACUUUCAGCUCCUUCACAUCUGCCAUUUGGAAGGGCGAGGUUCGGAAGCUCCACGCUGGCGUCAGAUUUCGCAUAGGUUUAUUGAAUGCCAAGCUGGACUCCGCUACAUCCUCUUUGAACACCUGGCCAUAAACGGGAGCGGCCAGCCGCCCGGGAACAGCGUGAGAGUCACCAGGAGCAGCGUCACUCUUGGGCCGUUUAAUUGGGACGAAGACUUCGUGGAGCCCUUUCCCGACCCAGAUGACGAAGACGGCGCUAGUGGCAGCGGAUGCAACUGAUGAGUACUCCGGGACACCUUUCAAGCUUCUAGUCCCUAACUUUGAGGUGAUGAACUGCAGCCCUGGGACCAGAUGCGGCCCUCCCAUCCGGCCCUCGGGGUUCUCUCACUGGCCCUGCUCUGCCUGCUUCCUUGAGUGCCUUUGCCUGGCAGAAUGUUUCCCAGAGCUGUAAUAAAGCCUCUAGCUUAAGGUUACCAGAUGUCCCCGUUUCCCAGGGACAGUUCCCGGAUUUACAGCUUUCUCAGCAUUCACAUGUACAUAGCAAACAAUAAGUGUCCCCGGAUUCAUUGAAAAAAAUCUGGUAACUUUACUCUAGCUUGCCUGCCUGAAUAGAGAAACCCACGUGUACAAACCUCUGGAUUGUGCAUGGUUUGGAUGAAGCCUUCUGUUGCUCCACCCAUGUUUUGCCUCAAGACGCGCCUACUGCUGAUUUGUGGCCCUUGGAAAGUUGUCCUGGAGGGAAUGAGGACCCCUGCCUUUUCCCUAAACCAAAGCCCUGAUUACUGCACUUCCCAAUGCAAUCCUCCCCCCCUACAGAUAUGAAGAAAUGCUGCAGACAUCUUGAUGUUGAUUUCCUUCUUGUAAACAAAUGCUCCCAAAUCCUUUGCCAGAUGAAUUUGAUGAAUUCGUUUUUCUGCCAUGGCUAUACUGUAUAGCACUGCCUACAAUACUCUUUGAAGAGUAAAUUGUGAUAGCGGACAUUGAACUUACGAAAAGAGAGAGAACUGUCUCACACGAAAAGAGUUAAAGCCUCAAAUUCAAGCUGUUACGAUAAGAG
Lacerta agilis (Sand lizard) is the source of this 1825-nucleotide messenger RNA. RefSeq names its product F-box only protein 44-like. Lineage: Eukaryota; Metazoa; Chordata; Lepidosauria; Squamata; Lacertidae. Gene Ontology annotation, molecular function: protein binding; ubiquitin protein ligase activity. Gene Ontology annotation, cellular component: cytoplasm; SCF ubiquitin ligase complex. The transcript has 7 exons. Bases 199 to 1047 code for a protein of 282 amino acids. The record is from RefSeq and is a predicted model, not a curated record. Gene Ontology annotation, biological process: glycoprotein catabolic process; SCF-dependent proteasomal ubiquitin-dependent protein catabolic process.